AUCACUUCCUGCUUUAAAAUGUCAACAAUUUAUAAGUCAAUGAAUUUAGAUUAAUUUUGAUUACAGUCGGACGCUUAUCAAAAUGGCCUGUUGUCCAAAAGGCGACACUUUUGUCAGCCCUUGCCUUAAAUAUGCAAUUUUCUUCUUUAAUUUUGUUCUGUGGUUGUGUGGGGUUUUGAUGAUUGCAAUUGGAGUUUGGGCAUUUAUCGAAAAAAACAAAUACUAUUACCAGCAGAUUGAGACAAUAUAUGACAUAUUCUUGGACCUUUCAAUUCUUCUUAUAAUUGUUGGAGGAUUCAUUUUUAUCGUGAGUUUCGCUGGAUGUGUUGGUGCCUUAAGAGAAAACCUCUGCUUCUUACGAGUGUUCUAUGGCUCCAUUAUUCUAGUGGUAAUUGCGGAGGUAACAGUUGCUGUGUUAGCCUUUGUAUACAAAGACAGUGUUCACAAAGUGUUGACAGGCAUCCUGGAGGAGGGGAUGAUUCAGCGUUACCAAGACGAUGAGGAUGCACUUAUGGACUGGGCUCAGGAAAAUAUUAAGUGUUGCGGCAUAAAGAACUACAAAGACUGGAACAUGAAUAUGUAUUUCAACUGUACAAAGGAAAAUCCAAGCGGACUUCGGUGUGGUGUUCCUUACUCCUGUUGUAGAGAUCCUGAUGCUAUGAGUCCUGGAAUAAUCAACAUACUCUGUGGAGCCAAUGCCUUAAAUGACUCAGCUACAACAUUUUCAACAACCAGUAAAAUCUACACAAUGGGGUGUGUCGAUACCUUUGUAAACCUGGCAGAGUCGAACCUGCCGAUAAUCGGGGCAAUCGUUCUCGGGCUCGGGGUCCCACAGCUGCUUGGAAUCUGUCUUGGUCGGCUGCUUGAUGGGCAAAUCCAAGAUCAGAUGGUGCGAUAUCGUCGGGCAAACCACUAGCAGAAUUUUGUUUCAUUUCAAAAAUAUCACCACUAGCAGGAACAUUAGUGACAGUCAUCUUUUUUCAGGGGUCUUACUUGGCUGCAAGGGAAAUUUGUUAUAAGUUUAAACCUUGUCUGCUUGGUUAUUAAUUAAUUCAAUACUUGAAAUUCUGCAAAAUUCUGUUCUUUGUUUCAGUUUUUACACUCUGGGUUUGGUUUAGGGUCAUAUGGCAGAAGAAGUUUGAUUAUUGAUGUAAGGUUACUCUUGGUUAGGUAUCUUUUCAAUGUGACAUCAGUACUUUAUCUAUGUUGUAUUCAGAAAUAUCCUGUAUGUAUAUUUGCAAAUACUUAAUUUUAGUCUUAAGAAAGUAUUGCUUGUAUGUUUUAUUAGUUUCUCAUUUUUUAAAAAACAACAGUGUUUUGCUUAACUAAUGACAUUAUAGUACGAGGAUUGUUAAAAAAGAUAAUUGUAAAAUUUUGUAAGACAUACCCACAGUAUUAUUUUUUAAUUGACAUGUUGGUCAGUAAAAUUAACUGAACAAUAUCUUUCCUUGCUAACUACUAUACUUCAAGCAUAAUUGCAGCUAAAAUGUAAGACUGCUUUUAUGUAGAAAUUUGGCCAUUAUCUUUAGUGUUUGAUCAAGAAGUGUAAUUCUGUUAAAAACCAACAACUUGGAAUUAUAUACUAGUAUACCCUAAUCAUUUUGUUCAAUGUGAAAAUGAAUUGUUUUUAAUAAUACCAAUAUUUGUGUAGUUAUAUGUGCAGAAAUAUCAUUUAAUUGAUAAUAUGUUUUUUAUUGAGAUUUAAGAAGUUAAUCAUUUUACAUUUAUGAUGGUCAAUUUUGUGUCAUUUGCUUUGUGCCAAUCAAGGUAGAUAGUCCAUACAUGUAUAGUGAAUAUUAUAUGAUAUUCAAAUAUUUAGGUAUUAAAGCUGCACCCUCAAAGAUUGAAUGUUUUUCAUUUUUUGUCUUGGAAGGAGCCUUUUUUUGCGAAAAUCCAUGGAAACUGGCUAAAUAGACUGCUGACAAAAAACUAGAUAGUUAUUAACGGUUUAAGCCAUAAAACAUUAAUUUUCGAACGGAAAUAUAAAAAUCUGCGAUAUGAUCUUUUGUCAGCAAUCUUUUAUCAUUUGUUUUCAGAUAUUUACGCAAAAACUGGCUCUUUCCAAGACAAAAAAGUUUUGAAAAUUGUAAAUCUGUGAGAGUGCAGCUAUAAUAGUGUAUAUGUUUUAUACCUGAGCAAGCUGACAGCAAUGUGAACAGGAGAUACAAUGUUAUAAGAUCUUUACUCCUCAACUCCAGUAUUGUUGGAAAUAUUGCUGACCCAUCAUUUUACUGUUUUAUAAAUUCCUGUUUUUAUUUAUGUGUUUAUUCCAUUUAUUUACUUCGUGAUCAUAUUUUAAUUGGCUCACACCCUUGACUUAGUAGAUUUUUAAGUUUCAUUGAAGACAAAACAAAAGCUUUCCUAAAAAUUGCUUUCUGGAAAAUGUUUCUUGAAUUUUGGAAUGUGUUUUGUAUAUUCCUAUGUUAAAAAAAACUUGCAUUGGUUUUUGGAUAAUGUUUUGUUACGUUAGCAUUCUGGAGAAAGCUACAAGCAUAUUGAAAAUAGCAUUUGCAUUUAGAGAACAUACAUGCCAUAUCCCCCGGCGGGGGGGGGGGGGGAAUCCUCCGGCAUUUGGAUCCACCCCCGGUCUCCCGGGGGAGAUAAAAAUUCCCCAGAAUUUAUUAAUUUAUUUUUAUUUUUUUUAAAUUUACAUCAGGCAAUAAUGACAAAGUGAAACCACAGUUUGUGAGUGAAACUCUCCAAAAGGAAACUUUUACAACAAGUGAUCAAUUGUAUUGUAGUAAUUAUCAAAGGCAAAGAAAUAUUACUAUUUUGGAAGGAAGAAAUUAAUAAUAUUUAUUCUAUUCUCUUAUUGUCUGAAAGUCAUCAAAGCUGAUAGAAUUAAGCACAUUUUUUUUUAAAGACUUUGAAAGAAGGUAAAUUUAAUUUAAUUGUGUCGAAAACAUACUUUACCAAUGACAUAUUUUGUUCUGCAAGUGCAUUACAGUAUGACAUGACAGUGUAUUAAAAAUAUGAUAAAUCAUGACAUAAAAUAAUUCUGUAUAAUGAAAAAGUGAAGAGGUUUUCAAAGCAAACUAUAUGUGAAUACAUUUUUUCAUACUUGCGUCUAAAAAUACUUUAAAAUUUCGCCAACUUAAACCUUCUAAAAAAAUCCCCCUGAAUACAACCAAAAUGCCCCUGAAUUUUCAGCCUUUUGAACAAAUCCCCCUUAAUGGUCUCCAGAAAAUAUGGCAUGUAUGAGAGAAAUUAUUCUUGGAUUGUGGAAAAUAAUCCUUUCAUUAAAGAAAUCUUCUGCAUUCUUCAUGAUUUCCUAUAACUAUUAUAUUUGGACUGUCACUUCUAUGUGUUUAUAAUAUUCAUUGUUGAUUUUUGUAGUAACAUUCCUUGCUAUUCAAUUAAACGAAUCUCAUAUAACCUGAACAAGGUACAUUUAUAAUGUAUAUGGAGCUUUCCUCUAAGUGUUCAAGUCCAAGUUUUUAACGUAUUUCUGUCUAUUACAUGUAUCUUCUUUAUAGCAUCAUCAUGAAUACAAAAAAUAGGUUUAGCCAAACAAUAACAGAGUAAAUUAUUACCUGUUCACAGAACUGUACCAAGCAGGAGGAGGUCUUAUAAUUGAUUGUUGGAAUUGUCAGUUUUUUGGCAUUAUUCAAUCAUGAGUUUUACAUAAAACGAAAUGAAACAACUUGAAAUCUGUAAGUCAGACACUUCAACUAUUUACUGUUUAGAUGCACAAACUACAAUCCCUUACAGGCACUCAAUAGAGACACACCAUGUCACAGUACAACAAUGAUAUAUCACAUAACUUGUCACAAUAGAGACACACCAUGUCACAGUACAACAAUGAUAUAUCACAUAACGUGUCACAAUAGAGACACACCAUGUCACAGUACAACAAUGAUAUAUCACAUAACGUGUCACAAUAGAGACACACCUUGUCACAGUACAACAAUGAUAUAUCACAUAACGUGUCUCAAUAGAGACACACCUUGUCACAGUACAACAAUGAUAUAUCACAUAACGUGUCUCAAUAGAGACAACCGUGUCACAGUACAACAAUGAUAUAUCACAUAACGUGUCUCAAUAGAGACAAACCCUGUCACAGUACAACAAUGAUAAUCACAUAACGUGUCACAAUAGAGACACACCAUGUCACAGUACAACAAUGAUAUAUCACAUAACGUGUCACAAUAGAGACACACCAUGUCACAGUACAACAAUGAUAUAUCACAUAACGUGUCACAAUAGAGACACACCAUGUCACAGUACAACAAUGAUAUAUCACAUAACGUGUCACAAUAGAGACACACCUUGUCACAGUACAACAAUGAUAUAUCACAUAACGUGUCACAAUAGAGACACACCAUGUCACAGUACAACAAUGAUAUAUCACAUAACGUGUCACAAUAGAGACACACCAUGUCACAGUACAACAAUGAUAUAUCACAUAACGUGUCACAAUAGAGACACACCAUGUCACAGUACAACAAUGAUAUAUCACAUAACGUGUCACAAUAGAGACACACCUUGUCACAGUACAACAAUGAUAUAUCACAUAACGUGUCACAAUAGAGACACACCAUGUCACAGUACAACAAUGAUAUAUCACAUAACGUGUCUCAAUAGAGACACACCUUGUCACAGUACAACAAUGAUAUAUCACAUAACAUGUCUCAAUAGAGACACACCAUGUCACAGUACAACAAUGAUAUAUCACAUAACAUGUCACAAUAGGGACACACCAUGUCACAGUACAACAAUGAUAUAUCACAUAACAUGUCACAAUAGAGACACACCAUGUCACAGUACAACAAUGAUAUAUCACAUAACAUGUCUCAAUAGAGACAAACCCUGUCACAGUACAACAAUGAUAUAUCACAUAACUUGUCACACUAGAGACAGCAUUGUUUUAUGUUGUCAUAUGGUCUGCAUUUAAGAUCACCCUCUGCAUGUCACAGUUCAGAUGGGCACUUCUGAAAACAUUAAAUGUCUACAAAACUAUAUUAUGAUAUUUUUGCUUUCUUGCCAUACAAAUGCGGUGAAAACAGUUAAUUUCAUGAUGCUUUUCAGUUAUACUGAACAGAUAUAAAUUGAUAUAACAACGUGUACAUAUUUUCAUUAACAUUGCUAUGUAGGUGUAGGUAGUUUUUUUCAUAUUUAAAUUGUUUGAUGUUGAUUUACAAAUGUGGUGUAGGUUCAUUUUUGAUAAAGUGCUCUUUUAUGCAUUAUGCUUCUCUGUUAUACUCAUUCAACUGUUUAAUUGUAAUACUCAGUGAUUGUGUCCUCUUUCUGGACAUUUUCCACCUGAUUGUGGAGAAUUGGAUCACUAAACUCAUUAUACUAGGAAUUAGAUUCCAAGAGUAGCUUGUGAAGGAUGGAAAAUCUUUAUGAUUUUAAAUUGUUUCCCAAGGGGAAUAGGAACAGAAGGAUGCCUAGAAACAGGCCUCUCAUCAUUUCUCUUUUCUUGAAAGCGUUCAAUGCUUCUUUAAAGAAUGCUUUUGUCCUCUUUAAAGAGUUCAGUACUUGUUUUAAGAAUGAUGAACAGUCAUUGUGCUCUUUCAUGUAGUCACCAUCAACUUUCUUUAUAAGUAAUUCCAAUAUGGUCCAAUUAUAAAUAAGUUGGAUAAUAUGAAUUAUAUAUGCUUUUAAUUCCUUGAAGGGAUUACACCAGAUCAAUUGGUGCUAUUUGAAUUAGAUGGAUGGCAAAACAUUGCAUAUAAACAAAUACCGCAUACACUGGAGUACAGAUGUGUUGUUACCAACUACUGCUUACAUAGCAAACAUUUCACAAUGUCUUCAAUCUAGGUUUUAGAUUUUGUCUUUAGAACUGUGAAUAUUUAGAUGUCACAAAACAUUAUGUGAGAAGAAUAUUAAAACAAUAGGAAGACCUGUUAUUUGAAACGUGGACAGCAAUUUUUUGAAACAUUUUUCUCAAAAUGAUUAACAGAAUGUUCAAACUAAGACUGAUGACAUAUGUGAAUAUGGCCCCUGUAUCAUACAAAUGAUGAUCAAUUGGGUACAAUAUUUAAAAUGUUGUGUAAAUGGAAAAAUAUUUACUUCUGGUUGUUAAAAAUUCUGAUCAAUUUAAUAUCUGUCAAUUAAUUGUUAUAUAUGUGUUUUAUCAUGAAAAUUGUUGUGUGUUUCAUGAUUAAUAAGGCAUGAAACACUGGAGUGCAACUCAAUAUUCUUGAUAACUAAUUUAACAUUACAUUUUAUGCUCCAGAGAAGUUCUGUUCUGUAGAAUGUUAAUCAAAGCUUUUUUAUCAACAUACUCUAUGGAAGAAGAGUCAAAUCAACAUACUCUAUGAAAGAAGAGUCAAAUCAACAUACUGUAUGGAAGGAGAGUCAAAUCAUGUAAAACAUUGUAUCAUGCUAUGAAGUUAUAUUGUAAAAUGAGUCUUGAUAGAGAUUGAGAAAUGGCUGUAGUAAUUUUGUUUAUUUUGGCGGUAUCCACAACUUUGUUAUUUACAAUUGUUAAAAUAUCACAACAUUUUCUUUAUUAGAAUUAAUAUUAUAUCAAUCAUUUUAAGGUAAACACUUUAUUAUAAUAUUGCAAGAUAAGAAUCUGAAAAGUUUGCCUCAAAAACUGUUUUGAAGUAAUAAUGUUCAUGAUUUUCAAAGUUCAUGUAUACUAUUAUAUUAUAUAUCUGUAAAUAAAGCAUUCAUGAUUGGACUGAGAGCAAUUUCCUUGGAUGGAAUAAAUGCUAUAUCUACCUAUAUAAAAAUAGAAAUUGGGAUUCUGGUGGCUCAAAAAAAUCAAUAAGUAUAUAUUUUAUUUUUAUUAUUAUAUUAUUGUUAUUUUUAUUAUAUUUUUUGUUAUCAUUAUUAGUGGGUAGUUGUUGAAAGUCUUCAUUAGUAAUUUUCGAAACCUUAAUUGACAUGACAUGAGGGCCUGCUUAUAAAGCAGUAUGAAGUAUAAUUAAUACCUGUUAUUAAAAUAUUUCAUGAACUAAACUUUGUUUAUGGAAUUAUAUUUUAUGAAAAAUGUUAAAAGUUCCUAUGAGUCAAUAUGUUAUACUGACAUUUUUGAAAUAGCAUUUAUGUAGAUAAAAUGUAUAUGAUAUCUUCUGGUUUAAAUGUUUAUAUAACUGUAAUUUACAUUAAAAAAUAUUGAAAAUAUAUUUCCGAAUAAAAUGUUAAAACAGUA
This is a messenger RNA of Mya arenaria, 7105 nucleotides long. Its product is annotated as tetraspanin-33-like. Bases 83 to 916 code for a protein of 277 amino acids. Gene Ontology annotation, cellular component: membrane. The transcript is spliced from 7 exons. Lineage: Eukaryota; Metazoa; Mollusca; Bivalvia; Myida; Myidae. The record is from RefSeq and is a predicted model, not a curated record.